AUUUGUAGAAGUAACAAUCUAUUAGCAAACAAAUUUUGGACUACAUGCUUAAGUUAAUAAUUCAUUCUUGAACUUUUCUCUGUUUCUCAAUUCAAAUUCCAAAGUUUUCUGUGAAAUGAAUCUUUUGACUAACUUGAGUCUAAGAGGUUUAAGUUAAAGGGGUCUGAUCUCAUCAAUGACAUGGUUUAUCUAAAACCAGACUCAAUCAACUCUAUCACACUUUAGUAGAUUCUAAAUGUGUAAAUGUCGUAGCAGGAGGAAGGUCAGUCAAACUAUCUAUGGGUACAUAAACUGCUUGAAUAUAGGUUAUGGGGACCCUUCUUUGUUAGAAAUAAUUCUUUCCUAUAAAUAAUCCAUUUCGGUACUAAGGGUCGGCGAUAAGCCAAUAAUCCACAACAGGUGCUCACAUCAGAUAGGUACACAAUUUUUUCGAUAUUUUCGUGGGGUUGCUAACUCAAUAGUAGUUGUUUGUUGAGGAUGUUACAUCUGAACAACCCAGGUCAGUUAUAAUUACAUUGCUGAAAAGAAUGGGGGUUACUUCUAAUUCUGUACAACCAAGAAAUAAAUAAACUGUCUCAAUCAUUACUUCUUAGUUUUUAAAAUUAUAUUCCUCAGCUUAUACAUGACACCUUAUCAUUUUUCAAAUCAGGCAGGUUUCUCUUUAGUAUUAUUUAAAAAGCUAGUCAAUGGGUUCCCAGAAGUCCAUCGCUAUUAACUUAUUAAAACCAUUUAGAUAAUUAGGAAGUUGAUUGAAAUAUUAUCUUCCACUGACUAUUUGAUGGUUUGUUAAGGCAUUCUAUCAAUACCCAUUUUCUUGAUUAUUUAAGCCAUGUGCUGAGAAUUGUGAAGUUGACUACUGAUUAUACUAAUGAUUACUUCUUGGAAUUGAACGUGCAUUAAAAAAAUGAGAAAUACCUACUUUUGGGUAGACGGAAAACAAGUAUUAAAUUAUGAAUAAAAUCUGGAAACAAAGAUAAGGGAAAUGGCUAAAUCAGAAUAGAGUAUAAGUAGUCACACUUUCUUGUUUGAAAAAUAUCGUAACAAGCCCAAAGCAAACAAACUUGUUUCCAGCUAAGAAACCAAACUUUGCUAUUACAAUGAGGAUUUGCUGGUUCAUAACAACUUUAGCCAUUACUGCUUUCUUUUCUUCUCCUGCUUAUGCUUAUGAUCUCAACCCUCUACAGGACAUAUGUGUUGCAGUUAACGACUCUAAGGCUUCUGUUUUUGUGAAUGGGAAGUUUUGCAAAGACCCAAAGCUUGCAAAAGCGGAUGAUUUCUUUGCUUCAGGUCUUAACGUUAGUGGAAAUUCAGUGCCUCAGUUAGGUUUUGCUGUAAAGGUUGUGGAUGUGAACAACAUGCCUGGACUCAACAGUCUUGGUAUGUCUAUAGUUCGCGCUGACUUGGAACCACAGGGUCUCAGUCCACUUCACACGCACCCUCGAGCUACUGAGCUCAUAACUAUCUUGGAGGGUACUAUUUAUGCUGGAUUUCUUGCUCCUGAUGCAGCAAACAUUUUUAAGAGUCGUCUCUUCUCCAAAAUCUUGAAUCCUGGAGAUGUGUUUGCGAUCCCACAAGGUCUUAUUCACUUCCAGUAUAACGUGGGACACAAAAAAGCUACUCUGCUUGCUUCUUUCAACAGUCAAAAUGCUGGAGUCGUCAUUAUUCCUAACUCAAUCUUUGCUUCAGAUCCACCUAUUCUGGACGACGUUCUUGCCAAAGGGUUCCAACUUGAUAAGAAAGUGAUUGAAGAACUUCGGAAGAAAUUCUCCUAGGCUAUAUAUGUCAUCAAAAAUAUGAUUCGUGCUGCUCACCAGCGUCUUCUGAAAAGCGAUGGAAUAAUACUUUUCUCUAAUUACGGUUUGUUGGACUUUGGAGUGAACUUAUUCAUUCAUUCAUGGAAGCUGACAUUUUCCCUAAUUCUCUUUCUGUCAUGCUGUUAAUUAUUUGAAAAGCGAAAUUAAAUCAGUGAACUUAGGCGACAUGUUAUAUAUAUAGAUACCCAUAAUGUCCACUUGGUGCGUUCAGUUCUUUUGUCUUCAGAUGAAAGUAACAUGUAGUUUCUCUUCUUGUAAGGUUAAUAACUUAAUAUCGAAAAUAAAUUGUGAAAGGGUUCAAUGAA
This is a messenger RNA of Lycium ferocissimum, 2119 nucleotides long. RefSeq names its product germin-like protein subfamily 1 member 17. The coding region runs from base 1098 to 1772 and encodes 224 amino acids. The transcript has 2 exons. Gene Ontology annotation, molecular function: manganese ion binding; protein binding. Gene Ontology annotation, cellular component: cell wall. The record is from RefSeq and is a predicted model, not a curated record. Lineage: Eukaryota; Viridiplantae; Streptophyta; Magnoliopsida; Solanales; Solanaceae.